UCCAGGUCGGCGCACUAAUAUGGGCGCUGAGGCUUCGCGGCUCCAGCCUGACUGACGCCGGCUAGGGCCGGGGCUGGGGCCGCUGCCACCGCUGCAGCCGCAGAUUUGGUCACCACCUCCAUCGUCAGGGACAGCAGCCACGGGGCGCGCGCAGCCAGGCCAGUUUGCCAGUCCAUUCUAGGGCUCAGGAGAAUGUCAACAUGCUUCCCAACCUGCAUUUGUCACAAUGACUACCAGAAGAAAAGGAAGAUCUAUGACAUCCCCAGAGAGUUACUUGCUGCUUACUUCCCUUAAGCCCUGCAGGCACUGAAGGCCUGUCUGUCCAGUUCCUGUUUUCACCGGACAUCUGCAGUCAACCUCUUAUGCACUCCAGCACCCCCAUCAGUUCUCUCUUCUCCUUCACCAGUCCAGCAGUGAAGAGACUGCUAGGCUGGAAGCAAGGAGAUGAAGAGGAAAAGUGGGCAGAGAAGGCAGUAGACUCUUUAGUGAAGAAGCUAAAGAAGAAGAAAGGAGCCAUGGAUGAGCUGGAGAGGGCUCUCAGCUGUCCAGGGCAGCCCAGCAAAUGUGUUACGAUUCCUCGAUCCUUGGACGGGCGGCUGCAGGUGUCCCACCGCAAGGGUUUGCCUCACGUUAUUUAUUGCCGAGUGUGGCGUUGGCCUGAUCUGCAAUCUCACCAUGAGCUGAAGCCCCUGGAAUGCUGUGAGUUCCCAUUUGGCUCCAAGCAGAAAGAGGUGUGCAUUAACCCCUAUCACUACUGCCGUGUGGAGACAUCAGUGCUGCCGCCUGUAUUGGUGCCAAGACACAGCGAAUAUAACCCCCAGCUGAGCCUUCUGGCCAAGUUCCGCAGUGCCUCCCUCCACAGUGAGCCACUCAUGCCGCACAACGCCACCUAUCCUGACUCUUUCCAGCAGCCUCCAUGCUCUGCCUUCCCUCCCUCAUCAGGGCAAGCAUUCUCACAGUCCCCGUGCACAGCCAGCUACCCUCACUCCCCAGGAAGCCCUUCAGAGCCAGAAAGCCCCUAUCAACACUCAGACUUUCGGCCAGUUUGCUAUGAGGAACCCCAGCACUGGUGCUCAGUUGCUUACUAUGAACUGAACAAUCGAAUUGGUGAGACGUUCCAGGCUUCCUCCCGAAGUGUACUUAUAGAUGGAUUCACAGACCCUUCAAAUAACAGGAACAGAUUCUGUCUUGGACUUCUUUCUAAUGUAAACAGAAACUCAACAAUAGAAAAUACCAGGAGACACAUAGGAAAGGGUGUGCAUUUAUAUUAUGUCGGGGGAGAGGUCUAUGCUGAGUGUGUGAGCGACAGCAGCAUCUUUGUCCAGAGCCGGAACUGCAACUAUCAGCACGGUUUCCACCCAGCCACUGUCUGCAAGAUCCCCAGUGGUUGUAGCCUCAAGAUCUUCAGCAACCAGCUCUUUGCUCAGCUACUUGCUCAGUCAGUUCACCAUGGAUUUGAAGUAGUCUAUGAGUUAACUAAGAUGUGCACUAUCCGGAUGAGUUUUGUUAAGGGUUGGGGAGCUGAGUACCAUCGCCAGGAUGUCACGAGCACCCCUUGCUGGAUUGAGAUUCAUCUUCAUGGGCCACUGCAGUGGUUGGACAAAGUUCUGACUCAAAUGGGCUCUCCACAUAACCCGAUUUCUUCAGUGUCUUAAUAGUUAGGUCUUAAUCCCCAUUUCUAUAGAACAGAUAUUGUUGCAGGCAGUGGCUUAUAUCAUUUCAGAUUUGCAACUAAAGUGUCUAAGUAUAUGUGUAAAUACAUAUAAUAUAUACUGUUCAUCUAUUUUAUCACCAUUUGUUUUCUGCUUUCUAGUUAAGCUGAUGCCAUUAGAAAAGCAGGGGUUUUUUUUUGCGCCUAUGAUGUAAGAAGCAGCAGCUUUACUUGUGGGAGGAAACAAAGAAAGGCAACUCUGUCAAUAGUAUUUAAAGGGUGUUGGCAGAAUAAAAGGCAGCUUUAGUCAGCCAUGUCAAUAUAAGGCAGGUUGUGUGGCCUACCAGAAAAAUACUAAAACUGUUUAUAUAGCAAAAGUCGGGUACUAGCAGCACUAGAGUAAAUAACGCUUUUAGACAAAAUGUAGCAAUCAAACUCAUUUAAUUUAAAUGAUUUCACUUUUAGUGCUAUUGGCAAGAAAAAAUAUCAAGUUUAUAUAAUCAAUUAUGUAAGAUAAGACACAUAAACUUUAUUUCUGAAGUUGAAAUAUUUAUACCUGGACAAUUGUGCUCAUAUUAAGGGUUCAUUUUAAACAAAUUUAAACUGUGAUUGGAAAAGAAACUGUGAAGCUGAAGUCAUGUUCCCUCAUACUCUACGACUGUAAAAAAGCAAUGAGUCUAAUAUGGCAAGAUAAAUAUGAAAAUAGCAUGAAAUGAACUAUAUUCCCAAACUGUAAGACCAGAACUUAGUCCCAGAAUCACCCAAGGAGAUUCCUGCUUUCCACAUAGGAAAUGAGGCUCAUGUUUUGCUGGCUGUUCAUGCAGGCAGUCCUGUAGACUUUUGAGUCUGCACAGGGAGCUCUAAGAUCAUGUGUGUAGGUCCUGUAUGAAGAAGAAGCAGGUAAUAACAGGAGGAUUGGACAAAAGCAUCAUAUGUUUACUCACACCUUCUCACAUUCCCACAUUAAAAGUCUCUGGGUGACGGCCCUCCUUUUGCCUUAUUUACCUCACUUGUUGGCAAAUAUUAAUUAUUUAUAGGUUACUAAAACAAUGGUGAAGAUUUUUGAGAAAAUCAAGACACAUUACUGAGAUCAAUUUAUGAGUUAUUUAACUUAGUGUCUCUAUUGAAUAAAUUAUCUACUGGUCAAAUCUGGUAGGCUCUUAUAAAGCUAAAUUCUCACACCUGGAAAUAACUUCCCAAGUAAAGUGAUAAUAAUUUCAUAAUCUCUACAAUUUCUGGGGAACAGUAGUAUUGAAUAAUAGGACAUUUAAAAAACACACAAUAUUAAAAACCUGUUCUUAUUUACCCUUGGAUAAUAAAGAGGAAAAUCCCCCA
Messenger RNA from Myotis daubentonii (Daubenton's bat), 2986 nucleotides. It is a transcript of the gene SMAD9, whose product is annotated as SMAD family member 9. Gene Ontology annotation, biological process: anatomical structure morphogenesis; regulation of transcription by RNA polymerase II; transforming growth factor beta receptor signaling pathway. The record is from RefSeq and is a predicted model, not a curated record. Gene Ontology annotation, cellular component: heteromeric SMAD protein complex. Gene Ontology annotation, molecular function: DNA-binding transcription factor activity, RNA polymerase II-specific; I-SMAD binding; RNA polymerase II cis-regulatory region sequence-specific DNA binding. NCBI's taxonomy places the organism in Eukaryota, Metazoa, Chordata, Mammalia, Chiroptera, Vespertilionidae.